AAGAAAUCAGUGUAUUUCAAAGAAGAAGACAUUGACUUGGCUGUAGACACACUUGAGAAAAUGGUGCCAUUGACAUCAAAUGUGUCCGUCAAUAUAACACUGAACAAUGUUCUUCCUAGUAUCAACAAUAUGAUAAACACACCGGAGAAGAUUUUGGCUGAGGCAGAACAGUCUGACAGAUGUGCCAACAGAAUGCUGGAAAUUUUAGAAAAAAUCUCAGAAAAAAUUCCACUGGAAGAGCAGCAAGUCACAGUUGAUUUUUUAAAUUUUGCUAUUGGUGUUGCCACUGUGGAGAAAGACACUUUCAAUGGUCUGGUCUAUGCUGUUUCAUUUGGAACCAAUGAAACGAAAGCAAGGAGUGAGAUACAUAACGACUCAAACUCACAAGUAGAUGAUAUGAUGGACUUCAUUUCUUUACCAAAGAGUUUAUUAAAAGAUAUGAAAGACGAAGAACUGUCAAACUUUACAAGGAUUUCCAUGAUCAGUUUGCGUGACGAUAAGCUAUAUAGG
Messenger RNA from Octopus bimaculoides (California two-spot octopus), 510 nucleotides. RefSeq names its product adhesion G protein-coupled receptor G6-like. The record is from RefSeq and is a predicted model, not a curated record. Lineage: Eukaryota; Metazoa; Mollusca; Cephalopoda; Octopoda; Octopodidae. Gene Ontology annotation, biological process: cell surface receptor signaling pathway; G protein-coupled receptor signaling pathway. Gene Ontology annotation, cellular component: membrane. Gene Ontology annotation, molecular function: G protein-coupled receptor activity.